Molecule: messenger RNA, 768 nt
Organism: Pangasianodon hypophthalmus (striped catfish)
Lineage: Eukaryota; Metazoa; Chordata; Actinopteri; Siluriformes; Pangasiidae
Product: proline-rich protein 13-like
Exons: 3
Coding region: 183-653 (156 amino acids)
Source: RefSeq, a predicted model, not a curated record
ACAUACAGUGCUCCCAUUGGUAGGAUUUAGAUAUGAGGAGUCACCCAUAAGUAAAGCACUCAGACUUUCUAUAAAGACACAUUCAACAUCGAGAGACUGCCUACUACCUGGUGCAUCACUGGAUCCUUAUCUUUAGUUUUUUUUUUUAAAGGCUUUGUGAGGAAAAUUCCACAGCCACAGCUAUGAACCCCAACUAUCCAAACCUGCCUGGACAACCUUGUCCCAAUCCAAAUGCUCCUUAUGGUAACAUACCUUACCAACCUCCACAGCCAAACCAGCCUGGGUAUUGUGGCCCAGGAACCUACCCAGGAGGGCCAUACAAUCCCCCUAUGGGCCCAGGAUCAUAUCCAGGAGGGCCAUGCAAUCCACCCAUGGGCCCAGGAUCAUAUCCAGGAGGGCCAUGCAAUCCUCCCAUGGGCCAAGGGUCAUAUCCAGGAGGGCCAUGCAAUCCUCCCAUGGGCCCAGGAUCAUAUCCAGGAGGGCCAUGCAAUCCUCCUAUGGGUCCAGGAUAUGGGCCUGGGCAUGGGCACAGUCAUGGGCAUGGUCAUGGGCACGGUCAUGGGCACGGUCAUGGGCACCGUCAUGGCAAACAUGGGAAGAAACAUGGAAAGGGCUGCAAGCAUUCUUCUAGUAGCAGCUCUGACUCCGAUUAGAGCAUGAAGAUGGUUCGUAAGCAAAUCUACAUCUUGUUCCAAGCAGCCUAUCUUCUAGAAUCCUUCUAGCUAUAUAAAUAUUACAUUGUAUGGCUGAAUAAAAAGGUUUACGUUA